Messenger RNA from Clonostachys byssicola, 909 nucleotides. The record is from the annotation of a GenBank genome assembly. NCBI's taxonomy places the organism in Eukaryota, Fungi, Ascomycota, Sordariomycetes, Hypocreales, Bionectriaceae.
AUGAGUCAACGAUACCCAAAAGAAUUCCAUAACCGCACAGCUAUUGUUACCGGUGCAGCUGGGAGCAUCGGGGCGCCCCUGUGCUUGGCCCUGGCCAGAGCCGGAGCCAACGUUGUUGCGAACGACUACGGAUGCUCUGUCUCCGGAGAGGGCUCAUCAUCGGACCAGGUUACACAACUGGUUGAGAAAAUCAAGGAAGAAGGUCUGGUCGCUAUUUCAGACACACAUGAUGUCAGCACCGAGGCGAAAGCGAUUGUUGAUGCCGCGAUAGCCAGCUUUGGACGAGUCGAUGUGAUUAUCAACAACGCCGGGAUCAUCGAGUACGGAGCAGUCGAGAAUCAAAGUCCAGGCGUUGUUCAAAAGAUAUUUCAAGUCAACGCUCUUGGUGCAUACGCGCUUUGCCAUUAUGCUUGGCCUCACAUGAAGCGUCAAGGCUAUGGACGAGUAGUCAACUUCACUUCAGACUCAAUAUUUGGGUUGGUGAACAGCUCUGGUUAUGUUAUGGCCCGCGGGGCUAUGCUUGGUAUUACAAGAAGUCUCGCACUGGAGGGAGCUCCUCAUGGCAUAUUGGUAAAUACCGUCGCACCGGCUGCUUUCUCACGCAUGAUGGCCGAAGUGUCGAGGGAUAUACCCACCGCGCAGCUCGAAUGGAUCAAGGCUAAAUAUACUGGAGAGUCAAACCUUCCUGUGCUGAUGGCACUUGCUAGUGAGAAAAUAACACUCUCAGGAGAGAUAUGGCAUUCGGGGGCUUAUUCUGUCGGGCGUGGUAUUCUCGGGACGACCAAGAACAGAACAGACAUUCAUACCACAGAUGACUGUAUCAAGGCUAUGGAGAAAUUGAAAGCAGAAGAAUCGGAUUGGGCAGAGCCAAAGAGUGUUUCGGAAUUUCUCAGUUUCAAAGCGACUUAG